Molecule: messenger RNA, 2087 nt
Organism: Drosophila mojavensis
Lineage: Eukaryota; Metazoa; Arthropoda; Insecta; Diptera; Drosophilidae
Product: juvenile hormone esterase
Exons: 6
Coding region: 25-1716 (563 amino acids)
Source: RefSeq, a predicted model, not a curated record
GUCUUCAUUAUCUAGUUAAUCGAGAUGGCUAAAACUAAUCUAUGUGGCGCUCUCUGUUUAGUCCUGCUCUCAGCUAUUGGCUACGUUCAAGCGGAUUUGGAUGUGUGCCUCGAGGAUUUGGGCUGCCUGCAUGGAACACUGAUGCCUGAUUCCAGGCAGGAGCAGUUUGAAGCUUUUAUGGGAAUACCAUUCGCCAAGCCGCCGAUCGGAGAGCUACGCUUUAAGAAUCCUGUUGCAGCAGGAGCCUGGACAGGUAUCCUGGAUGCCAGCGCGCCACGCAGCCAUUGCCUGCAAAAGAAUUACUUUAUGUCUGGUUGGCUGGUCUCUGGAGAGGAGGAUUGCCUCUAUUUGAAUGUCUAUCGACCUCAAGGCAAUGCAGGACCUUUGCCUGUUAUGGUCUACUUCCACUUUGGCGGGUUUUUCAUUGGCUCCGCAAGUCCCUUGGCCAUCGGGCCGGAGUUUCUCAUGGACACCCAACAGGUCGUUCUGGUUACAGUCAGCUAUCGAUUGGGUCCAUUUGGCUUCCUGAGCACUGGAGAUGCUCACAUGUCUGGGAAUUUCGGAUUAAAGGAUCAACGCUUGGCUCUGCAAUGGGUGCAGCGACACAUUUCGGCCUUCGGCGGCAACCCGAAUCUGGUGACCCUCUUUGGCCACAGCGCAGGUGGAAUAUCCUCGCACCUGCACAUGCUGAGCCCCAGCUCAAAUGGACUCUUUCACCGCGCCAUGUCCUUGAGCGGCACGGUGAUGAUAGUGGCUACACUGCCAGACAAUCCACUUGAACAGGCUCGGCAGCUGGCGGAACGAUUGGGCGUGGCUGACGCCAAAACCUUAGACACCCAGGCGUUGGCCACAGCUCUCCGUGCAAUGGAUGCCAACGAUUUACUGAAAGCCAGCGAUGUGUUAAAGCAAUGGAAUAAAUUACCUCAAAUUAACUACGGCGUGGUUGUGGAACAGCCAGAUGCGCCCGAGCCCUUCAUUACCGAGUAUCCCAUUACGGCCCACCAGGCCGGUCCCAUCAACCAGGUGCCCUGGCUACUGAGCACCACCUCACGCGUAGGCGAGGGCGCAUUCUUCCUCAUGGAAAUCUAUACGACUCCGCAGCUCCUGAAGGAGUUCAAUGAAAAUUUCCUGGAGCUAUUUGGGCUGAUGCUGUAUCUGCCCAAGGGCUACGGCAAGGAAACCGUUCAAGAGAUCCUGGAAAUCUAUGGAGUGAAGGAAAUGCAACUGAAUGAGAACACAUUGGUGGAUAUAGCCGGUAUUCUGGGUGACUUUAUGUUUAAUUACCCAGUCUAUGUGUGCGCCGCCAGCUACACGGAAUAUUCCAAGGAGCCGGUUUCCAUUUAUAGCUUUGAGUACACCAGCAAUAACACGUUUGCCGCGAUACUUGGGGGCGGACUUGUUAAAGAGGAGCUGGGCGCAUGUCACAUGGAUGACGGUGUACACACUCUGAAAAUGUCGACAUUGUUUCCUGACUUUCCACAGGAUUCCGAAAAUGCAAAGGUGGCCAAGCGUAUGACUUCCUUAUUGGUGGAGUUUGCCAAGAAUGGUGUUCUCCCUGAUGACACCCAUUUGCAGCCCUGUAAAUCUGAAGAGUUUAAGGAUGAUGAGAUAUGCAACUAUUUUGUCAUGGGAAAAUUAGAUGGGGCCUAUCAUGAGGCAGUUGAAAAACGCGUAGAUAAGCGCGCAUUGGCUCUGUGGAAGAAGCUCUACUUAUAGACAAAAUAUCAAAACAUAUAAAUACCAUUAUAAUAUUAAAAUAGUCACUAUUAGAAUAGUAAUUAGUAAUUACUAAAUCAAAUUUCGAUUGUCAUUCUACAACUAGUAAAAAUAAAUAGCAAAAUCGAGCUAAAAAGCCUCUAAGCCUUAUUUUUCCCUAUGGGAAUCGCGGAGUAGAGCGCUGGGCAAUUUAUUGCAGCGUCUGAGCAGGAAUCAGAGAAGUGAGGUUACUUCAUACAGCUGGCCUAUAUCGACUAUUUUUAUAUUAUUAUACCCUAAGCUAUAGUUACACAAUUACUCUGCAUGAAUUAUAUUGGAAAUAUGUAAUUUAUUAAAAGUUAACAAUAAAUCAACAAUGAACAUUGAAUGAA